This is a messenger RNA of Nerophis lumbriciformis (worm pipefish), 972 nucleotides long. The record is from RefSeq and is a predicted model, not a curated record. NCBI's taxonomy places the organism in Eukaryota, Metazoa, Chordata, Actinopteri, Syngnathiformes, Syngnathidae.
CUUCGCCUUUCCAACAUUAUAUCUGAAAAAAUGGACGCUGUGAAAGAACGACUGGCUCAAUUCUCACUGGAGGCUCACGAUUUGUAUCUGAGCCAAUCGGUUCCAUACAUAGAUGGGCCGCCCGACCCCCUGCACUUCUACCGCGACUGGAUCGCUCCCAACAAGCCGUGCAUUGUCCGAAACGGCUUCAACCAUUGGCCGGCUCUCUCCAGGUGGACGCCCGCAUACCUCAGGGAGAAGGUGGGCUCCAAGGUCAUCAGUGUGGCAGUGACCCCUAACGGUUACGCCGACGCCGUCCGUGACGGACGGUUCGUUACACCUGAAGAGCGGCGCAUGAGCUUUUCCUCUGUGCUGGACAUUAUUCAAGGGAAGGUGAAGCGACACGGCGUGUUGUAUGUGCAGAAGCAGUGCUCCAACCUACUGGAAGAACUUCCCGAACUGACGGACGAUGUGGACGCGCACGUUGUCUGGAUGAGCGUGGCGCUAGGAAAGAAACCGGAUGCUGUCAAUUUCUGGCUCGGUGAAGCCAACGCCAUCACUUCCUUGCACAAAGAUCCUUACGAAAAUGUUUACUGCGUCGUCUCUGGACAGAAAGACUUCAUCCUGCUGCCACCCACUGAUAGACCCUUCAUACCUUAUGGUCUCUACCAGCCCGCAGUUUACAGGCAGAAGGAAGAUGGUGACUUUGAAGUGGUGGACCAGAAAAACAGCCAGAAGGUGCCGUGGAUCCCCUUGGACCCCCUGGAUCCAGACUUUGAGAACUACCCCAUGUAUCGGCAAGCGCGACCGCUGCACUGCAGCGUGAAGGCGGGGGAAAUGCUCUACCUUCCGUCACUGUGGUUUCACCACGUGCGCCAGUCGCAUGGCUGCAUUGCAGUCAACUUCUGGUACGACAUGGACUUUGACAUCAAGUACAACUACUUCACACUUCUAGAUGACCUCACGACCUUACAACACGGAACUGAGAACUAG